Messenger RNA from Drosophila sechellia, 867 nucleotides. RefSeq names its product myosin-2 essential light chain. The transcript has a single exon. The record is from RefSeq and is a predicted model, not a curated record. Gene Ontology annotation, molecular function: myosin heavy chain binding. The coding region runs from base 167 to 745 and encodes 192 amino acids. Lineage: Eukaryota; Metazoa; Arthropoda; Insecta; Diptera; Drosophilidae. Gene Ontology annotation, cellular component: myosin II complex.
CUUUCACCUGUCAGCAUGUCCGGCGUAAUCAUAUUUCAUUGUUUUCCAUUUUUCCGAAAGCAUGUGUGUCACUUAACAGCAAACAUAACAUAGAUUGUUAUAUGCACACGUCCAUCCCGAAGUCCGUAAUCCAUAAACCGUGAACGUUACUCAUACAACCGAUCCAAUGAUGUCCAGGAAAGGCAAUCAACCCAACCCGUCAUCAAUCCGUCCAUCAUCGACCAUACCGGACUGCAAUCAGAAGAGGCGAAGUGACAUGACAGCUCCUCCUCCAAACCCAAAGCCAGAGAAAAGGCGCAUCCUGGAGAUGCAUGCAGUUUUCCUGGGGCACGACACUCGCGGCGACAAUAAGAUAUCCAUCCGGCACCUGGGCCACUGUCUGCGAGCGAUGGGCGCCACGCCCACGGAGGCGAUGGUCAGCAAACAUGUCCGCCAGUACGAGGCCUCCACCAUGCAGCGCAUUAGCUUCGAUGAGGUCAUGGGCAUCUACUGCAGUCUUGGCAAGCACGGCGGCAUGUCGUCUCCCAAGAGAAAGCAGAUCGAGGCGGAACAGUUCGUAUCCAGUCUAAAGCUCUUCGAUACGGAUAACUCCGGUUGGAUACCCGCCAUCAGACUCCGGCGCAUUCUAACCAAGACCGGGGAGCGCAUGGGCAGCAUGGAAGUGGACGAGCUGCUGCAGGGCAGGAUCAACAAAGAGGGCUUGGUCGACUACAAGCAGCUAGUUCAAGACAUUAUCUAUGGGUAACUUGGGGAAAUCGAAAGGAAAGGAGAGUCAUUCAGAGGAGCUGGAAAUGGAAGAAUAGCCCGGAAAACAAAAUAGUUUUAGACAGGUGAAAAAUGUGUUUCAAAUAAAUAUUUGUUUAAAAA